AUGUUCGCCACCACCAGGGGGCAUGCAUGCCGUGCGCGGCUCUUUGUUCCUCCGAUCCCGUACGAGACCUUCCUCCUCUCUGCGUCCCCACUGCGCACGCACGUCACGACGUCGACAGAUCUCUUCCCGAGCGUCACGCCGCCAUCUCCGCGCGCGGAUGAGCCUCCGCAAGUCACGCCCACGCUGCUUGACCGCCUCCCGCCGCCAGAGCACCGCGAGAAGUACCUGCGCGCGCUCAGCGAGACCAUGAUGCUUCACCCGUGUUUUAACGUGCGCCACUUUGAGCAGCGCGUCGGGGCGAUGUGCGCGUGGGGCGAGGUCGGCCCGUCUGCUCCUGCACCCGCACCCGCAGGUGGGAACGCGUACGGCGGGUCUGGCCCGGCGGGCACGAUGAAGGCGCUUGCGCACGAGCUGUUCUUUGGCGCGCCGCCGAAGCCGGGAAAGCAUGCGGGCGGCAGGGAGGCGGCGCCGCCGCGUGCCGGGGCUCCGAAACCGACGUUGAGCUUCUUCGCUGCUGCCGCAGCGGCGCUCGCGCUUGGUGCACUGGUUUCGCGGGAUGCUGAUGCGCCAAGCCCUCCCCCAGAUGCGGCUGGCGAGGGCGAGAACGCGGCAGGCCAAGACGGGCAGGACCACCGGUGUAGCCCGGCGGCACUGUUCGCGCUGUCUGAGCAGGCGCUGGGCUUGUACGAGCGCACGGCGCUGUACGAUCUGGACAUGCUGAUUACGAUGAUCCUGCAGAUCCUGUAUCAGCUGCAUGAUGGACAGAUGAGCGUCGCGCAGGGUGUGUUCCCACUGGUGGGCAAGAUGAUCAAUGUCGCGCGGAUGAUGGGACUCGCGAUUGAUCCCGACGAGUUCCCGGGUACGUACAGCCUGUUCGAGGCGGAGACGCGCCGCCGGAUCUGGUGGGACGUGUUCUACUACGACUUGUUCGUUUCGGACUGCAUGGGGCAUCCGCCGCUGAUCGCGGACAAUUCGUUCACGACUCGCAUGCCUGCGGAGGUCGACGAGGAGCACUUCAACCCGUCGUCGAUGUCCCUGCCCGUGCUCCCUGCGGGCGAGAGCCUCGAGAAGGGCACGCAGUACUUCGUGCUCAAGUGUAGGUGA
Messenger RNA from Postia placenta MAD-698-R-SB12, 1104 nucleotides. RefSeq lists its product as hypothetical. Gene Ontology annotation, molecular function: zinc ion binding; DNA binding. Bases 1 to 1104 code for a protein of 367 amino acids. The transcript has 3 exons. Lineage: Eukaryota; Fungi; Basidiomycota; Agaricomycetes; Polyporales; Adustoporiaceae. Gene Ontology annotation, biological process: DNA-templated transcription. The record is from RefSeq and is a predicted model, not a curated record.